Messenger RNA from Coffea eugenioides, 987 nucleotides. RefSeq lists its product as uncharacterized. The coding region runs from base 1 to 987 and encodes 328 amino acids. The transcript is spliced from 3 exons. NCBI's taxonomy places the organism in Eukaryota, Viridiplantae, Streptophyta, Magnoliopsida, Gentianales, Rubiaceae. The record is from RefSeq and is a predicted model, not a curated record.
AUGGCGGUGGGUGGCAAUGUAGGUGGUGGGUGGUUGUGGGUGAAGAAGAAUGAGGGUAUAAAUUUUUUAACAGCUGUGCAGAUGAAAUUACCCCUCAAAAAAUCUUCAGGGGAAGUUGUCCCCAACCCGAGCCCUAGAUCUAAGGAUGGAUCGAAGCCAUCAUUUACCACGCCCACUCCUCCAGCGUCACCUUGGUCCGGGAGGUCUUUCCUAGAAGCUCUGAAGAAGAAACCAAGCAAAAAGGACUUCUACGACGACUCUGAGGAGGAAAUGGAAAUAGCUGAAGAAAGCCUAAAGAAAGAAAAAGAUACGAGGAAAGAGGCAGAAAUUGCAGCCUCGAAAUUCCCGAGAGUGACAAUAGAGAAAGGAAAGAAUCCUGACUUCUGGAAGCCUUGGAGGAAAAGUCUAAUUAUCAAAGUGCUGGGACGAACGGUUAACUUCCGAGCUCUCGAAAUGAAGUUGAGGGAACUUUGGAAGCUGGACCAGUAUUUUGAAUUAAUAGAUCUGAAAAAUAGCUGCUUUAUCACUCGGUUCCUAAACAAGGAAGAUUAUAAAAAGGUUUUAGAGGAAGGACCCUGGAUGUUCCAGGAUAACUAUGUCACCAUAAGCAAAUGGAAGCCAGACUUCAGGCCAGCACAAGAGGAUAUCAAGACAACGCUAGCCUGGGCGGUGAAGGUGGACAGCCAAACGCUGGAGGUGGCUAGGAGGAAGUAUGCGAGGAUUUGCGUUGAAGUGGACUUAAAAAAGCCAUUAAUACCUUUUAUUUGGGUGAAUAACGAUUUGCAAGCGGUUGAAUACGAAGAGCUGGAUGCAAUCUAUUUUGAUUGUGGCCAAUAUGGUCACAUUGCUGCUAACUGCCUCAAGAACUCCAACAAUAGAGGAGGCAAGGAUGCACAGGUUAACCCUGUGGCUGGGAAGGGUCACCGGACAGAGACGAGGGUAGCACCAGAGGCUAACCCCUAUGGGCCCUGGAUGCUGGCAAAAUAG